CACACACAGAGACAAAAAAAAAAAAAAACUGAAAGAUGUUGGAAGAGACUUCAACUAGUUCGAGCGCCGCUGCCGGAGCUUUUCCGGAGGUUUUGUUCCGGUCGCCGGUUGUUUUGAGUUCAAUCGGAGAUCCAUCCACCUCCGUAACUGCACAGGCUUUGCAUUUCUCUUCCGGAAACCCUAGAAUUGAAGAGAUCAGAGGCGUAAUGCAUUUCUACCGCGAUGACAUGGCUUCAUCGUCUUCUCAGCUUCCAGUUGAUAGAAAGCCUCUGAUUUGUGUACUUGGGGUCCCCAAUCACAUGACAUAUGCAGACUUUUGUCAGUUCUGUGGCUCAUUCAUUCAGCACAUGUUGGAAAUGCGAGUUGUCAGGACAGAGGGAAUGGAGGAUCGAUACAUUGUUUUGAUCAGGCUGGAUGAUCAAAAUUCAGCAGAUUCAUUUUACAAGCAUUUCUGUGGAAAGCGCUUUUCGUCUCUUGAGGAGGAGACCUGCCGCAUGUUUUUCACUAUAGAUAUACAGUAUACUGGAUCCAUUGAGCACUCACAGCCUUCCACUGCAAGCUCUGUAGAGCAGCCCUCUUGUCCAGUCUGUCUCGAGAGGUUAGACCAAGAUACAGGUGGAAUUCUUACUACAAUCUGCAAUCACUCCUUUCACUGCUCUUGUAUUUCUAGAUGGACAGACUCUUCUUGCCCGGUAUGCCGAUAUUGCCAGCAACAACCUGAGAAAUCAAUAUGUUAUGUUUGUCAAACUUCGGAAAAUCUUUGGAUGUGUGUCAUAUGCGGCUCUGUUGGCUGUGGGAGUUACAAGAACGGGCACGCCAUAAGCCACUGGAAAGAAACAGAACACUGCUAUUCCCUUGAACUGGAAACUCAAAGAGUGUGGGACUAUGCUGGUGACAACUAUGUUCAUCGACUGAUCCAAUCUAAAACUGAUGGAAAGUUGGUUGAGUCGAAACACCAUUGCUUGCAUAAUAAUGAUGGUUGCAGUGAUUGUACUGGAUACAGUGGCACUGUUUUGGACAAUGAAGUUGAAUAUAUAGUGAAUGAGUACAAUGAACUUCUUACUUCACAACUUGAAAGCCAGAAAAUUUAUUUUGAAUCUUUACUGCAAGAAGUUGAAGAAGACACAGCAAGAGAAUGUUGUUUAGCCGUUGAGAAAGCUCUGAAU
Molecule: messenger RNA, 1166 nt
Organism: Erythranthe guttata (spotted monkey flower)
Lineage: Eukaryota; Viridiplantae; Streptophyta; Magnoliopsida; Lamiales; Phrymaceae
Source: RefSeq, a predicted model, not a curated record